This is a messenger RNA of Ascoidea rubescens DSM 1968, 2815 nucleotides long. It is a transcript of the gene ARG56, whose product is annotated as bifunctional acetylglutamate kinase/N-acetyl-gamma-glutamyl-phosphate reductase. Gene Ontology annotation, biological process: L-arginine biosynthetic process. Bases 1 to 2667 code for a protein of 888 amino acids. NCBI's taxonomy places the organism in Eukaryota, Fungi, Ascomycota, Saccharomycetes, Ascoideales, Ascoideaceae. The record is from RefSeq and is a predicted model, not a curated record. The transcript has 2 exons. Gene Ontology annotation, cellular component: mitochondrial matrix; cytoplasm; mitochondrion. Gene Ontology annotation, molecular function: L-glutamate N-acetyltransferase activity, acting on acetyl-CoA as donor; N-acetyl-gamma-glutamyl-phosphate reductase (NADP+) activity; acetylglutamate kinase activity.
AUGAUCAGAACUGCCAUCAACUCAUCUGUUUCUAAAUCUUCUUUAUUGAACUUGUCCUCCAAGUUUCUAGCAACAAAGUUGGUUACCACGAAUCUUUCUCAAACAAUUAAUAAAAAUAACCGUUUCAUAAAUAAUACCUCUAGCUUCACGACCAACUAUCGUUCUUUCACCUCCACUUCCAUCAGAAAUUCUACCCGAUCUACUGUUAUUCAAUUACUAAACAACAUUGGCUCAAAACGUGAGGUUGAACAAUAUUUGAAAUAUUUUACUUCUGUUUCGUCCCAACAAUUUGCUAUUAUAAAAGUCGGCGGUGCAAUUAUUAGUGACCAAUUGAAUGAACUAGCUUCCUGUUUAGCCUUUCUAUACCAUGUUGGUUUAUUUCCAAUAGUUUUGCAUGGCACUGGACCACAGGUCAAUCAGUUUUUGGAAAAUGAAAAUAUCGAGCCAGAUUACAUUGAUGGAAUCAGAAUAACUGAUCCUAAAACCAUGAGCAUUGUUAGAAAUUGCUUUAUGGAACAAAAUUUAAAAUUAGUCUCAGCCUUAGAAAAAAUGGGGGUAAGAGCAAGACCAAUAACUUCUGGUGUAUUUAAUGCUGACUACUUGGAUGAAAAAAAAUAUAAACUCGUUGGGCUGAUUAAAUCCGUUAAUAAACAAUCAAUUGAGGCCUCCAUCAAAGCUGGUUGUUUACCUAUAUUGACUUCAUUGGCUGAAACUUCUUCGGGUCAAAUUUUAAAUGUCAACGCCGAUGUUGCUGCCGGCGAGUUGGCGAGGGUUUUUGAACCUUUGAAAAUUGUUUAUCUAAAUGAAAAAGGUGGAAUCAUUAACGGAAACACUGGAGAAAAGAUUUCAAUAAUCAAUCUAGACCAAGAAUAUGAAUCUUUAUUGAAAGAAUCCUGGGUCAAAUACGGUACUAAAUUAAAAAUCAAAGAAAUUAAAGAAUUAUUAACCCACCUUCCAAGGUCCUCUUCUGUAGCCAUUAUUAAUGUGGAUGAUUUACAAAAGGAGUUAUUCACUGAUAGCGGUGCUGGCACUUUAAUCAGAAGAGGUUAUAAAUUAAUAACCAAGAACAAUUUAAGCCAAUUUGAAAAUAUCGAUUUGUUAAGAAAUGUCCUAUUAAGAGAUGAUGACAUUAAAUCUGGUAAAAUUUCAGUUGCGUAUUAUUUAAGAGACUUGGAAAACUCUAAAUUCACUGCUUAUGGUGAUGAACCAUUGGAUGUUUUGGCAAUUAUCAAAAAUAAUGAUAAUAUACCAAUUUUAGAUAAAUUUUUAGCUUCCAAAAAUGGCUGGUUAAAUAAUGUCACAGAUAAUAUUUUUACUCAAAUUAAAUUAGAUUACCCAUCUUUACAGUGGAUUAUCAAAGAAGACGAUCCAAAUAAUGGUUGGCACUUUACUAAAUCUCAAGGAUCAUACCAUAAGAACGGCUAUAUUUUAUAUUGGUACGGUAUUGACGAACCAGCUAAGAUCACCAGAUUAAUUGAUAAUUUUUCAAAUAAAGUUUCAUCAAUUCCCAUAAUUGAAAACACAAUCUUUAAAAACGUUACUCAAAGUAGAAAAAUUUCCACCUUAUCAUUUAAAAGAAAUUUUUCAACAAACUCACCGAAAUAUAACACAUCUGCAACAUCUUCAGGUUCAUUAAAAUUUGGAUUUGAAAAGACUUCCCCAUUAACUAAACAUGAGAAUAAUACCCCUUCGAGUAUUGGCAUCAUUGGAGCUCGUGGAUUCACUGCCCAAAAUUUGAUUUCAAUGGUCAACAAACAUCCAUUUUUAGAGAUAUCAUAUGUUUCAUCAAGAGAAUUGGAUGGUAAACUAGUUGAGGGAUAUGACAAACAAAACAUCUUAUACUCUAAUUUGAAAAUUGAUGAUAUUAAAAAAAUUGAAAACGAAAAGAAAAUCGAUAUGUGGGUUAUGGCAUUGCCAAAUGGCGUUUGUAAGCCAUUUGUUCAAGCAAUUGAAACCAUUAACAAUGGGAAAUCCAAAAUUAUUGAUUUAUCAGCCGAUUAUAGAUUCGAUACCAGUGGUGAAUGGGUUUAUGGAUUGCCAGAAUUAAAUGAUCGUUCCAAGAUCGCAAAUGCUAAAAAAAUUAGUAACCCAGGUUGUUACGCUACUUGUGCUCAAGUAGCAAUUAAGCCAUUACUAAAUUAUAUUGACAGAAAUCAAGUGCCAACAAUUUUCGGUGUUUCCGGUUAUUCAGGAGCAGGUACAAAACCAUCUAUCAAGAAUGAUGUUAAAUUUUUAAGCAAUAAUUUAAUUCCUUACUCACUAACAGAUCAUGUUCAUGAAAAAGAAAUUUCAUCUCAAUUAGGCAUCGAUGUUGGUUUCAUCCCCCAUGUUGCCCAAUGGUAUCAAGGUAUAACUUUGACCAUCUCUAUUCCAUUGAACGCCAAACUAACAGCUAGAGAUAUCAGAAACUUGUACCAAGAUACAUAUCAAGAUGAACAGUUAGUGACAGUCAGUGGAGAAGCCCCAUAUGUCAAAGACAUAAGCGGCAAACAUGGUGUUGUUGUUGGUGGAUUUGCAGUGAACUCUAAGCAAAACAGAGUUGUUAUUGUUGCUACCAUCGAUAACCUCUUAAAGGGAGCUUCUACCCAGUGCUUACAAAACAUCAACUUAGCAUUGAGAUAUGGCGAGUAUGACGGUAUUCCAGAUGACUUGACCAUUCGUGGAUGAGCAAACAGCAUCAUUAAAUAUUUAACUAUAUAACCUCUUCAUACACUUUCAAUUCUGAUUUUAUUUCGCACACUCUUUCCGCCCACGAACACCCCGAUGCUAAACGCCCCUCACUGGGUUCAGAGGGACUGGCCGUAGCAACUUUGCA